AUGUCAUCUAAGCCGGCCGGAAGAACAAUCCUAGCUUCAACAAUCGCUAAACCGUUCGUAGAAGAAAUCACCGCCAGCGUGCAACAACUAGGUUUCAAACCCAAGUUGGUUGGCUUUCUCGCUAAUGGAGACCCCGCGGCUCAGAUGUAUGCCAAUUGGACUGGCAAAACGUGUGAGGGACUUGGGUUUGAGUACGAGUUGGUCCAGGUGGACAAGAACGACUUGGAAAGCGCGUUGAUGAAGGCGAAUAAAGACGAUAAUGUUCAUGGAAUUAUGGUGUAUUUCCCAGUGUUUGGAGAUAACCAAGAUCAGUAUCUUCAACAACUCAUAUCAACCGAGAAGGAUGUGGAGGGGCUCAACUUCAUGUACUACCACAACCUCUACCAUAACGUCCGAUUCUUGGAUCCACCUUAUAACGAGCAGAAAUCCAUCUUACCAUGUACUCCACUUGCAAUGGUGAAAAUCUUGGAAUAUUUGGGCGUAUACAACAUUAUUCUCCACUAUGGGAACAGACUCUAUGGUAAAAAAGUUCUUAUUGUCAACCGGUCGGAGAUUGUUGGUCGUCCCUUGGCAGCUCUACUUGCUAAUGAUGGUGCUACUGUCUACUCGGUAGAUAUCAAUAAUAUCCAGCAGUUCACUCGCGGAGACGAUUUACUGGAACAAAGACACAAGGUGAUCGAUUUGGACUCGAAGGAACAUACCUUGGAAUCCUUGGCUCCUCAAUGUGAUGUGAUCAUUACUGGAGUGCCAUCAGAGUCCUACAAGUUCCCCACCAACUAUGUUCGCAAUGGUGCGGUGGUGAUCAACUUUUCAUCGAACAAAAAUUUCAACGACGAUGUCAAGCAAAAGGCUGGCUUAUACGUACCAUCGAUCGGAAAGGUGACCAUAGCCAUGCUUCUUCGUAACUUGAUUCGUCUUAUCAAGAAUAAGAACCACAGGGCUACUUUACAGAAGACCGCUGCGUAA
Meyerozyma guilliermondii ATCC 6260 is the source of this 966-nucleotide messenger RNA. Its product is annotated as methylenetetrahydrofolate dehydrogenase (NAD(+)). Gene Ontology annotation, cellular component: cytosol. NCBI's taxonomy places the organism in Eukaryota, Fungi, Ascomycota, Pichiomycetes, Serinales, Debaryomycetaceae. Gene Ontology annotation, molecular function: methylenetetrahydrofolate dehydrogenase (NAD+) activity; methylenetetrahydrofolate dehydrogenase (NADP+) activity. The record is from RefSeq and is a predicted model, not a curated record. The coding region runs from base 1 to 966 and encodes 321 amino acids. Gene Ontology annotation, biological process: purine nucleobase biosynthetic process. The transcript has a single exon.